Molecule: messenger RNA, 1087 nt
Organism: Cajanus cajan (pigeon pea)
Lineage: Eukaryota; Viridiplantae; Streptophyta; Magnoliopsida; Fabales; Fabaceae
Source: RefSeq, a predicted model, not a curated record
AAGCUCAAGCAUCAUUUCAAUGUAAACAUAUCAUUAUCAAAUCAUCACUUUCUGGCCUAUAAAAAGAUCACUUGACAACAUCAUUUAUCUUAUUUGCUUUUGCUUGUGAAGUGCCAAAACUCGUAUUAGAGAAAAAGAGAGGAAGGAAGCAUAUCAAAGAUGAAACCCAACAUUUCCUUUUUGUCUAAGUUUUUGAUACUGCAAUAUCUAUCAGUUGUAUGCCUUUCUCAGGAUUUUGAUUUCUUCUACUUUGUUCAGNAGUGGCCAGGAGCAUACUGUGACACAAAGCAGAGCUGCUGUUAUCCCAAGACUGGGAAACCUGCAGCAGAUUUCAGCAUUCAUGGACUCUGGCCCAACUACAAUGAUGGCUCAUGGCCCUCAAAUUGUGAUCCUGACAGUGUCUUUGAUAAAUCUCAGAUCUCAGACCUCGUUAGCAGCAUGGAGAAGAAUUGGCCAUCCCUGAGUUGCCCAAGUAGCAAUGGCAUGAGGUUCUGGUCACACGAAUGGGAAAAACAUGGCACCUGUGCAGAAUCUGAGCUUGAUCAGCAUGAGUACUUUGAAGCAACUCUCAAACUCAAGCAAAAAGUAAACCUCCUUCAGACCCUCAAGAAUGCAGGGAUUGAACCAGAUGAUGGAUUUUACAGCCUAGAAAGCAUUUCAGAUGCUAUAAAAGAGGGUACUGGGUUUGCCCCAGGGAUUGAAUGCAACAGAGAUUCAGCACAUAAUAGUCAACUUUACCAAGUUUAUGUAUGCGUGGACACUUCUGCCUCAAAUCUCAUCGAGUGUCCUUUGCUUCCAAAGAGCAAAUGUGGUUCACAAAUCCAAUUUCCCAAGUUUUAACAAAAUUUACUUAGUUCAGUACAAUUUGUUUUUCCUUUCGGUACUUAGCUAUCACAUGAUGACUAUACAUGCAGUCAUGUUUGUGCCUUUCAAAUUAAUAAAUGUUUACUGCCAAAUGUCCUCACAUUGCAUUUGGAGGACUGAAUAGCCACCAAGUUCUUUGAGUCAUUGAUGUAUUAAUAUUUAAUACAAAAUUUAGUGGUUGAGAUCAAUUUGAGAAAUUCAAUAUCAAGGUGAAUUUUAAUUA